GAAGAGACCAUGGAGCACAGCCACAUCUUCCCUGUUUUUCCCCCAAAUGGGAGCACCUGGAGCCCGGGGCAGCCCCCCUCCGAGGUGGCCCGGGGAUGCCCUCUCGGACCGCUGCCUGUUAUCUACUACAGUGUGCUGCUCUGUCUGGGCCUACCGGAGGCUAACAUCCUGACUGUGGUCAUCCUGUCCCAGCUGGUGCUGCGUCGUCAGAAGUCCUCCUACAACUAUCUCCUGGCUCUGGCGGCUGCUGACAUCCUAGUCCUGCUCCUGAUUGUCUUUGUCGAUUUCAUACUGGAGGAUUUUAUCUUGGCCACGCCGCUGCCGCCAUCGUUAAACAAGGCCGUGCAGGUCCUGGAGUUCUCCUCCAUUCACACCUCCAUCUGGAUCACCGUGCCCCUGACUGUCGACCGCUACAUCGCUGUUUGCCACCCGCUGCGCUACCACACGGUCUCCUACCCAGCCCGCACACGGAGGGUGAUCUUCGCCGUGUAUAUUGGGUGCUUGUUGUCUGCAGCUCCUUAUUACUGGUGGCCUGAGCUAUGGCACAGCUUGCCAGGAAUGGACAGUGGUGGUGUAGGAGGAGGAGGAGAGAGCAACAGGAGAACCGUGGCCCAGCACGUCCUGGUGUGGGCUCACUGUGCCACCGUCUACCUCCUUCCCUGCACCGUCUUCUUCUCCCUUAACGCUGUCAUCGUGCGUAAGCUACGCAAAAGACGCAGCUGUUUCCGCCUCCGCGGCUACUCUACCGGCAAGACCACCGCCAUCCUCCUCGCCAUCACCUCCAUUUUCGCGGUGUUGUGGGCACCGCGCACCCUCAUGAUCCUCUACCACUUCUACUCCCCCCCUCCAGCCUCACCAGGUGCCGGCCGACUGCUCCACAUGCUCACCGAUCUGGCGAACAUGCUCGCCUUGCUCAACACCGGUGUCAACUUUUUCCUCUACUGCUUCAUCAGCAAGCGUUUCCGGGGCAUGGCAGCCAACGUGCUGCGAGCGCUGGUCCACUGCCGCAAGCAGCCGCCGCCGUUCUACGCCAGCCACAACUUCUCCAUCACAAGCAGUCCCUGGAUCUCACCAGCCAACUCCCACUGCAUCAAGAUGUUUGUGUACCAGUAUGACAAAAACGGGAAGCCCAUCUGCAUUUCCUCGUGA
Molecule: messenger RNA, 1149 nt
Organism: Pleuronectes platessa (European plaice)
Lineage: Eukaryota; Metazoa; Chordata; Actinopteri; Pleuronectiformes; Pleuronectidae
Gene: gpr139
Product: G protein-coupled receptor 139
Exons: 3
Coding region: 10-1149 (379 amino acids)
Biological process (GO): G protein-coupled receptor signaling pathway
Cellular component (GO): membrane
Molecular function (GO): neuropeptide receptor activity
Source: RefSeq, a predicted model, not a curated record